This is a messenger RNA of Plenodomus lingam JN3, 5517 nucleotides long. RefSeq lists its product as uncharacterized. The record is from RefSeq and is a predicted model, not a curated record. Gene Ontology annotation, cellular component: cell division site; mating projection tip. NCBI's taxonomy places the organism in Eukaryota, Fungi, Ascomycota, Dothideomycetes, Pleosporales, Leptosphaeriaceae. Gene Ontology annotation, molecular function: actin binding; small GTPase binding. Gene Ontology annotation, biological process: mitotic actomyosin contractile ring assembly; actin filament bundle assembly; barbed-end actin filament capping.
AUGGCCGCCCGUUCACGCACGUCCAAACACAAGUCGGGGGAAGCCCAGCCGCAGGCACAAAGUCGCACGGCACUGGCACUUGGACAACCUCGACGCGCACACAUAUACCCAUUGCACUCGCACUCGCACAGGCAUUGGCUUGAGAGCCUCCUGAAUCGGAUGGAGGGCAAGGGUCGCCAAUCCUCUGCCGGCAAAUUCUUCGGGCGCCGUCACAAGGACAAAGACAAGACGUCCAGCAGCGAUCCGCGCCAGACCAUCUCCUCGACCGAUAGCCCCCCAGGCAGCUCCUAUGGCAGUCAGUCUUCGCGUCACUCGCACCGCCACUCCAUCAGCGCCGCAUCGCUAGAGCGGCCCGUGUCCAUGACUGCCGAGGGCAUCUUCGCGCGCGCUGGCCCCGUGUCGUCGAUUGACCCUCCGCCCGACCAGACCGCCCGCUCCCACGAACCGCUGCCACAUCACCUCAACAAGGGCGGCGGAGACUUUCACCAGUACCCCGUCUUUACCGCCUCCCCAAUGUCCCAAAAUGGCUACAGCAACCCCGGGCCCCCGCGCCCACCACCGCAUUCCGCAGGCACCACCACCAUUGCCUCGAGCCAGCCUGGCGACCGCGGCGUGUCCAUGCAGCAGUGGGGUGCUCGCGAAAGCAGCAGGAAUGGCAACUACUCGUACUAUGCUGGCUCUGACCCUUUUGACAAUGCCCGUCCCUCGUCCGGCCAGGCCAGCGUCUACUCCAACGACUCCAAAUCACGGUCAAGCAAUGCCUUCUACCCCCAGAAUCCCUCCUCUCAAUCCACCUUUUCCUCCCUGGCCCUUGACCCUGGGAGUCUCCUUCCCACCGCCGCUUCCACCCCGCGCGACUCGCACCGCAUUAUGCACUACAACAAUUCACCGUCCUCGUCGACCGCCUCUUUUGGACAGAAUCCAAAUACGCUCAGUAUACAAAGACCACCAGAUCAUAUCGUAGAAAAGGAGUUUAUGAGCCUCAUGGUGAAGCGAGGUUGGAAGAGCUUACCUGAGCAGGCACGGCGGCAGAUGGAAGCCUACAAGAUCGAUAAGAAGUGGACGCUAGUCUACCAGGACAAACUGGCCGAAUACAAGCACGAGGAGAAGAAACGCCAAACGCAACGCAUGACCUAUGGCGGUGUCCAGAAUCCAGACAUCCUUAUGAGGGCUGAAGAGGAGGGAUCGCCCGAGUGGUAUGUCAAAAAGGUCAUGGACAACUCCAUCACCAUAAAACAAAUGUCGAGUCUCGAGAUCAGUCUGCGCACGCAGCCGAUUGCCUGGGUUCGGGGCUUCAUAGAAGCGCAGGGUCAGAUUGCCCUGACCAAUGUGCUGGCCAAGAUCAAUCGCAGAAAGGGUACAGGGCCGGCUCCCCCGCCCAGCGUCAUCGCGCAAAAGGCUGAAAACGAUGUCGACAGAGAAUACGAAAUCAUCAAGUGUCUGAAAGCUUUGAUGAAUAACAAAUAUGGAGCCGAUAAUGCGCUGAACCACCCUUCCAUCAUCCAGGCGCUGUGUGGCUCCCUCAUCUCGAAUCGGCUCAACACUAGGAAACUGGUCUCUGAUGUCUUGACCUUCUUGUGCCAUUGGGGUGAUGGAAAGGGUCACGAAAAGGUGCUACAAGCCCUGGAUAACCUCAAGACGCAGUAUGGCGAGAGCAGUCGAUUCGAUGCUUGGAUGCGGGUCGUCGAGGUGACGACAGAUGGCCGCGGCAAGAUGGGUUCCUUGGUCGGCGCAUCAGAUGAAGUACGGAGUGGUGGCAUCGGCGUGGAGAACCUUCUCAUGGAAUAUGCCAUCGCGACGCUCUUCCUCAUCAAUAUGAUUGUGGACGCCCCGGAGCGCGAUCUCCAGCUCCGGAUGCACAUUCGAGCCCAAUUCACAGCAUGUGGCAUCAAGCGCAUCUUCAGCAAGAUGGAGGGCUUCCAGUACGAUGUCAUUGACAAGCAGAUUGAACGGUACAUGGCCAACGAAGCCAUUGAUUAUGAGGAUUUCCUCGAGAGGGAAAACAGCUCCAUGAUUGACAGUGUGGAAGGAGAGACCAAGGAUCUCAAUGACCCUACCCAAAUUGCAGAUGCCAUCAUGAGCAAAAUCAGUGGCAGUCGAACGCAAGACUACUUUGUGUCGGCCAUGCAACAUCUGCUGCUCAUGCGGGAUACCGAAGGCGAGGAUCGAUUGAGAAUGUUCCAGUUGGUGGACCAGAUGCUGAGCUACGUGGCUAUGGACCGCCGACUGCCAGACAUGGAUCUCAAGCAAAGUUUAAACUUUACCGUACAAUCUUUGCUAGACAAACUGUAUACCGACUCUGAAGCUCGCCAAGUUCGAGAUGAAGCGAUUGAAGCUCGUCAAAUCGCCGACUCGGCCAUUGCAGAGCGAGAUGAGCUGAAAGCGCAGCUCGAGCUGGGUGCAGAUGGCUUGGUCUCCAAGUUGCAGAAACAGCUCGCCGAGCAAGAGCGUAUCAUCGAACUCCGCGGAAGGCAAGUGGAGCAGAUGAAGGCUGAACUUGCUGAGGUACAGCGACUUCGAGCGCAAGAGCUGCAAAGAAACGAGCUGGAAACGCGUGAACUGUACUUGAUGCUUAGAGAUGCCCAAGACGUUGCAGCAUCGGCCGCGAAGAAGUCUGGAAAGGAAGGCCUUGGUACCACAGACCCUGCUCAAAUGCAGGGCAUCAUGGAUCGCGAGCGUCUGAUGAACAGACUCGAAAUCCAGCUGCAAAGAGCAAGGACGCAAGCCACUCUCGAGGGAAAAACACUGAUGUUGCAGCCAAGUGAGAAGCUCAGAGAGCUCAGAGAAAAGAUGGAAGGGGACAUGGGUGGUCUACAAGAACAAAGCUUUGGUAGUCUCGAGCCGAACGCGUUUGGUUCGGUACGAGCCAAGAGUGGAGUACCACGCCGAAAGCCUCUUCCCAGCCUGCCUGGUCAGGUUGGCGAAGACGAGAUCAUGUCGGAUGCGCUCGAAGACGACGAUGAUAUUGUCAUUGAGAAGCCCCGACUGAUUACCAUGCACAAGCCCAAGCUUAGCUCGUCCACACAAAAUGCGUUGCUGGGAGAGAUUACAUCACAUGUUAAGCGAUACGAUGAUUCUGAAGCAGAAGAUACAGGUGAUGGUAUCACCACAGGACCCUCACACCCAAGCCUCGACUCGGAUGCUCCCAAGACGCCUGCCAUCCCUCCUCCACCGCCUCCACCUCCUGGUGCCCUUGGGUUUCCAGCUGAUAUACCGCCUCCCCCGCCUAUGCCCGGAUCUAAUGCUAAUAUUCCACCUCCACCUCCACCACCGCCUCCAGGCAAGCUCGGCUUUGGGCCGCCUGGAAUGCCACCGCCUAUACCAGGCGACGGAAGUAUGCCUCCCCCUCCCCCUCCCCCUCCACCGAUGAUGCCAGGCGGCAAGCGAGGACCAGGUUUCUUACCAAAAGCACCCGGGUUUGGCGCCACAUCUGCUGCACUAUCUGGACCGAGACCCAAGAAGAAGCUCAAGGCCCUUCAUUGGGACAAGGUCGACUCUCCUUCUUCGACCGUAUGGGGUACUCGUGGUAUGACCGCUGAAGAGAAGGAAGAGAAGUACCAAGAGCUCUCCAAGAAGGGUGUCCUUGAGGAGAUUGAGAAGCUGUUCAUGGCCAAGGAAAUCAAGGCAAUUGGCAAGAAGUCGGGCAAGAAAGACGAAAAGAAACAGAUCAUCUCGCGUGAUCUCAUGCACAACUUCCAGAUCAGCAUGGCCAAGUUCUCAUCUUAUUCGGUUGAGGAAGUGGUGCAGAUGAUUAUUCAUUGCGAUUCCAAGAUUCUUGAUGACCUGGUGGUCAUGGAAUUCUUGCAGAAAAGUGACUUCUGCGAUAUCCCAGACAACACUGCAAAACUCAUGGCACCAUACUCCAAGGACUGGACUGGACCUAAUGCUAGCGAGAGUAAGCGUGAGCAAGAUCCAUCGGAGCUUACGCGAGAGGAUCAAAUAUAUCUAUACACUGCAUACGAACUGCAUUCAUACUGGAAGAGCAGGAUGAGGGCACUUGCGCUUACCCGCACAUACGAAGCCGAAUACGACGAGAUAUCUGCCAAGCUACUUGAAGUCUCGCGCGUGUCCGAGAGCCUGCGAGAUUCAUCCAGUCUGAUCAGUGUGCUGGGCCUCAUCCUUGACAUUGGUAACUUCAUGAACGAUGCCAACAAGCAAGCUAGCGGCUUCAAGCUCUCCACUCUUGGCCGCCUCGGUAUGCUAAAGGACGACAAGAACGAAUCCACAUUUGCCGAUAUCGUCGAACGCAUCGUGCGCAACCAGUACUCUGGCUGGGAAGGGUUUACCGAGGAAAUCAGUGGCGUCGUCACUGCCCAGAAGAUCAACGUUGAGCUUCUGAUACAGGACGCAAAGAGGUACAUUGACAACAUCAAGAAUGUCCAAAUGUCCCUUGACGCUGGUAACCUUUCCGACCCCACCAAAUUCCAUCCCGAGGAUAAGGUCAGCAUUAUCGUGCAGAGGAGCAUGAAAGAGGCAAGACGCAGAGCGGAGCAGAUGCAGGUCUAUUUGGAAGAUAUGCAGAAGAGCUAUGAUGACAUCAUGGCCUUCUACGGAGAAGAUCCGACUGACGAAAGCGCAAGACGGGAUUUCUUUGCCAAACUGGCGAAUUUUGUUCAAGAGUGGAAGAAAUCCCGCGAAAAGAACACGGCGCUCGAGGAGCAACACCGCCGCAACGAAAUCUCCAUGCGCCGCAAAGCAUCCCAGCAAAACCUCAAUCCUCUUUCCCCGACCGCCCUCUCCGACUCGGACGCGCCCAAAUCCCCGGCGUCGACGGGCGCAAUGGACGACUUGCUUCAGAAAUUACGGGCCGCGAAACCCGAAGCACGGGAUCAACGCGACCGUCGCCGUCGCGCCCGUCUCAAGGACAAGCACCAAGUCCGCGUCGCCUCUGGGCAAAAGAUCCCGGAACUCGGAAUCAACGUCGACGACCAAGGGGGCAGUGCGGCAAGUGGAGGUUCAGCCGAAGCAGGUGGGGAAGGCGCAGCAGGCAAAGGCAAAGGUAUCUUGUCCCCUGGCUCCUCGGAAGCCGCAGAGUCGGAUGCGAGCGCUAGUGGAGCUGGCGGUGCGAUGACAGCGCCCACAGGCUCCUCAUCGGCGGCCGAGACGGAUAUUGCGGACCGUGCGGCUGCGAUGCUCGAAGGGUUGCAGAGUGGCACUGGGGCCACGCUGAAUAAAGAUGGGUCGUUGAGUGUGCGGCGGAGACGCGAGAAUGCGGAUUCGGAGCGGCAGCGACGGAGAAAUCGAAGACAGGGGGCGGGGAGUAGUGCAAAGACAGAGGAUGGGGGUUUGAUGAGUCCGAGUGCGAUUGUGGAGGAAGGAGGAGGGGAUGGUACUGGUGAUGAAGCCAAGGAUGGGGCUGAGGAAGGGGGAGUCAGUGCUGCUGCUGCUGAUGCGCAAGAUGAAGGCAAACAAACGGAAGACGAUGCAAACCCCGGGACUCCAGUUACAAUCGUCCAUCCGCCCAGUCCAGAGCAAAAAGGAAGGGAAUUGCCCACGCCGCCGCCAGAUGAGGGAUGA